This is a messenger RNA of Myripristis murdjan (pinecone soldierfish), 3147 nucleotides long. It is a transcript of the gene rtn1a, whose product is annotated as reticulon 1a. The record is from RefSeq and is a predicted model, not a curated record. Gene Ontology annotation, biological process: brain development; endoplasmic reticulum tubular network formation; neuron differentiation. The transcript is spliced from 9 exons. NCBI's taxonomy places the organism in Eukaryota, Metazoa, Chordata, Actinopteri, Holocentriformes, Holocentridae. Gene Ontology annotation, cellular component: postsynaptic density; endoplasmic reticulum membrane; neuron projection. The coding region runs from base 1 to 2265 and encodes 754 amino acids.
AUGUCUGCCAAGCCCGGUGAGGAGCUAGGCUCGGAGGGGAAGUGGUUCGGGGAUGACUAUGAGAGAAACGGCCUGUUUGGGAGCUCGACGACCCGGUUCGACGAGUUCCGCGAGGAAUUGAAGCCGAGAGGCGGCGAGGUGGCGGGCGACCUGGAUCAACAAUUUCAUCAUUUUCAGGACGACGGGAAAAGGCCUCCCGUUGCUAUGGAAACUGCAUCUACAGAUGACCCCAUGUCUGGCCUGUUUAGGAAGCCUGCAAAUGAUGAUGGUGAUGUGUACACCUCCCUGUUGUCCAAUCAGAGCUUCUCCUCAAGCCAAGAGGCCUCUUACCUGUCGGAUGACCUGAAGCCCAACAAGCCCUCAUCUGGCUCCUCCUCUCAGGACCACUUCUCCACUGAUUCCUAUGGCAUCUUCAGCUCCAGCACCAAGACGACUUCCAGCCUGGUUGAUGACAUGCCUAAAUCUCUGUUGGGUUCAGAGAAGACAGAGGCCUACAACUAUAUGGACAUCAGCCACGGGGAUGACCUCCAUGGCCAGCGCCAGGGGCCUUUGCACGGCCUGGUGGACACAGCCUCAUCUGGCCGUGACUCCCUGGGCGGCUACAUGGACAAGCACCCUGGAAGAGAUGAAGAAGAGGAAGAGGACGAAGAGGAUGAAGAGGAGAACCUAGGACCAGCGCUGGGCUCCCACUCCUUCCCAUAUGUGGAGGAGCCGUCUGAUGAAGAGUUGUCAGACUACCGCUCCUACCGGAACCUGGGAAGCACCCCGCAGACAGCCAGCCCGGUCAAGAUCACCUUGACUGAGUCUCAGCCUGCAGCUGCCAAGGCCGAGCCGCCGCAGCAGCGCCCCUCUCCAGUCAGCGUAUCGGACCGUGAGAAUGUCCUCAGCGUGGGUUUGCAGGGCGUUCCCACCGUGACGCUGUCAGAGCCAGAGGACAACAGUCCCGCAUCCACUCCUAACGCUUCACCUACAGAGAAAGAAUUUCCCUCCCGUGACAUGUUCAAGGCUGAUGUGGUAAAGCCUGCCGCUCCCAGCAGCAGCCCAGGCACCAAGGCCAGUGGCAGGGAGAAUGACGGCAGCAGUGCAGAGUCUGGAGACUCAGAGAUCGAGCUGGUGUCUGAGGAGCCUCCCCCCUGUGACAGCGGCCCUGGCACCAAGGCCAGCAGCAACCCAUUUGCCCAGCCCGAUAAAAGCUUGGGUGCUUUCAGCCACUCUAGCAAUCCCUUUGACAAUCCCCCAGCCGCCAAGGGUGGUUUCGGCCUGACUGGCAACCACGCCCCGCCCACGGCCUACAGCAUUCUGCGGGAGGAGAGGGAGGCCGAGCUUGACAGUGAGCUCUUCAUUGAGUCUGCAUCUGAGGAGAGCCCCAAGAGAGAGCAGGGGUCCAGUGGCCCCAAACAGGGAGUCACACCCCCUUCUCCCCUGGUCCCCAGUUUCAGCCCUGCCCGCAGUGGCCCAGAAGUGGUACCAGUCGAUCCCUUGAUCAAACCAUCCACUGAAAAGGUCAAGGUCCCAGUGAAGACAGAGGAGGAUCGCCCCAGUAAGCCCAAACCCCCCACUGCUGCCGUGCCCCCAGAGGUGCGCUCAGAGCGGCCCGCCCAGGACGACCUGGGAAGCAAGAGCAAGGACACCAGUGACAAGGAAGACUUAGGCAAACCCUCUGCCUCCAUUUUCUUGGAAGGCUUUGACAAACAAAAAGCGAUUGACCUGCUCUAUUGGAGGAACGUGAAGCAGUCGGGGGCCGUGUUCGGCAGUGUGCUCCUGCUCCUCUUCUCCCUGACCCAGUUCAGCGUGGUCAGUGUCGGAGCCUACUUAGCCCUAGCAGCACUCUCUGCCACCAUCAGCUUCAGGAUCUACAAGUCUGUGCUUCAGGCUGUGCAGAAGACCGAUGAGGGACAUCCUUUCAAAGCCUACCUUGAGGUGGAAAUCGCUCUAUCCCAGGACCAAAUAAGCAAAUAUGCCGACAAAAUCCUGCUGUACACCAACACCUGUAUGAAGGAGCUUCGCAGGCUCUUCCUGGUACAGGACCUGGUCGACUCAUUGAAGUUUGCUGUUCUGAUGUGGCUCCUGACCUAUGUGGGCGCUCUCUUCAACGGCCUGACACUGCUCAUCCUAGCCGUGGUCUCCAUGUUCACUAUGCCUGUGGUCUACGAGAAACACCAGGCACAGAUUGACCAAUACGUGGGAUUAAUACGGACCCAGGUCAACUCUGUGGUGGGGAAGAUCCAAGCAAAGAUCCCCGGGGCCAAGCGAAAGGAGGAGUAGACGUGUCUGUCUCGCCGUCAAGCUGACAGCCCAGCUCACUCACUGUUGGAGAGCCCAGUCGUCAUCUGUGGGGCGUAGUGCUAUGUCAUCUUGGUGUUCUCUAAAACCAUCCACUGGAGAAGCCCUCACCCUAACUGUCUAUAGCAGUUAACACACUAACACACACACUCUACACACACACACACACACACACACACACACACACACACACACACACACACACAUACACACACACACAGUUAGUCACAAGUACAUAAAACUGUUUCUAGGUAGACAAGUACACAACUCGAAAACAAAAAAGAAAGACUUUUCUUCUUUUGUGUUGCUUGUUAUGAAGUGCAUGAAGUCAAGCCUUGGGUAAAUAUUUGAUAUCUUUUUUCGUGCAGUUUUUAAAUCACGCUACAUUUUUGUUUUGCAGUGCUUUACAACAAACUGUAAGGUUUGGCACAAAAAAGCGAAAUGCCCACAGAAAUGCUCUGCUGCCAAUGUUAAAUACUGCUUCAUGUUUCUGAGUUAGCUGGUGGGGCUUCUCUCAGUAUAUGUCAAUAUAUAUAAAUAUCAAAAACAAUUUCCUUUUGGUGUUUUCAAGCACAAAAUAAUUUGACAAUAUGCGUCUUAGGUGUGGUAAUUGUAGGGUUUUUGCUUUUGUAUAACCAUAAGGAACAAUACACAAGCUCAUGUUUAGGUACUGUUGUUCGACUACUAUGAAGACAAGGAGUAUCUGGUGAUAUUUAGCUUGUUUGAUUAACUGUCCAACUUUGUACUAUGUUCAACUAUACUCAAUGUAGUUCUUAGACCCUGGACUCUUUAACUAUUUGCACUUACAGUAUGUAUUUAAUUACAAGAAUAAGAAAAAUAAAUGUACCUUGAUGUAUAACAUCA